Molecule: messenger RNA, 444 nt
Organism: Huiozyma naganishii CBS 8797
Lineage: Eukaryota; Fungi; Ascomycota; Saccharomycetes; Saccharomycetales; Saccharomycetaceae
Gene: DAP1
Product: Dap1p
Exons: 1
Coding region: 1-444 (147 amino acids)
Cellular component (GO): membrane; endomembrane system
Source: RefSeq, a predicted model, not a curated record
AUGUCUUUUGUGAAGAAUUUUCUGUUUGGUGGAGGCCGGGAAUCGGAGGACCCAACUGGGUUGAGCGGUGCUGAUUUUACGAGCAAUGCACCAGACCCGCUCGUCGAGGGUAUCUUCUACCCAAGAACGCUUUACAAGUUUAAUGGACACGAUGACGAAAGGAUAUUCAUAGCAAUCAAGGGCAGGGUGUAUGACUGUACGGCUGGGAGAUCCUUUUACGGGCCAAGUGGGCCUUACAACAAUUUUGCCGGGAAGGAUGCCUCCAGAGGGCUUGCGAAGAACUCGUUUGAUUUCGAAAUGGUCAGAGAGUGGAACGAACCAAUGGACGAUCUCAUAGACUUGACGGAGAAGGAACAAACGGCUUUGCAGAAUUGGCUGGAGUAUUUCGAAAGAAAGUAUCCUUGCAUUGGCACUUUAGAACCGGAACCAGGUAUCAAUGAAUGA